UACUCACAGCUGCGUCUAUCAGCGAUGGCCAAUGGUAAGCCGCAAGAGAUGGCAGCACUAUUAGCGGGGUCCGAGAAAGAAUCAGCGGCAUGGUUGCACGCGUUACCGGCUGCAAGCUUGGGAACGAUGGUGAAUGACGAACAUGUAACUUCAGAUGGCCACCACGGAUUGUCCUGCCUGUAUAGCAAAGGUAGAUGGAGCCAGCAUUUGGAACUGAACAGUAUACUGGAAAGGGGAUGUGUAGCAGCGGGUAUACCUUGCGAGUUGGAACCGAAAGGAAUAUUCAGGGACAACGGGAAGCGUCCAGACGGAUUGACAUUGGUGCCAGUGCGAGACGGAAAGCAGCUUGUAUGGGACGCCACUUUUGCGGACACGCUAGCACAGUCGUACGUUAAACGGUCAGCAAAAGCAGCGGGCGCAGCGGCACACCAAGCAGAAUGUCGGAAGCGAUACAACUAUCGGCAGCUGGGCGAAGAAUACUGGUUUUAUCCUUUUGCCGUGGAAACCCUGGGAGUGCUCGGCGAAGGAGCCAGAGAAAUGGUCAGUUUUCUUGGACGGAAAACGAAGGAGAGGUCCGGGGAAUGCAGAUCCACGGCUUUUUUAAAGCAGCGUAUUAGCCUCGCAAUUAUUAAAGGCAAUGCGGCUGCCGUUUUAGGAACUUUACCGGGCAAGAAUAAACUGAUGGAUAAUACUGAUUUCGGUUGUUUUUUUAAUUCUUAAUUGUGU
This is a messenger RNA of Paramacrobiotus metropolitanus, 726 nucleotides long. RefSeq lists its product as uncharacterized. The coding region runs from base 25 to 720 and encodes 231 amino acids. The record is from RefSeq and is a predicted model, not a curated record. Lineage: Eukaryota; Metazoa; Tardigrada; Eutardigrada; Parachela; Macrobiotidae. The transcript is spliced from 2 exons.